This is a messenger RNA of Hypanus sabinus (Atlantic stingray), 5682 nucleotides long. RefSeq lists its product as uncharacterized. Gene Ontology annotation, molecular function: RNA-DNA hybrid ribonuclease activity; nucleic acid binding. Lineage: Eukaryota; Metazoa; Chordata; Chondrichthyes; Myliobatiformes; Dasyatidae. Gene Ontology annotation, biological process: viral process. The record is from RefSeq and is a predicted model, not a curated record. Bases 799 to 3924 code for a protein of 1041 amino acids. The transcript is spliced from 2 exons.
AGAGAAAUGAUUCUUAAGGAGUCCAUUUAGAAUGUGCUGACACAGAAAGAACGUGCAAAGCAACUUGCAGGGCAACGUAUAAACCAAUUUGCAAAAUCAGGAUGAAACAAUAGCUUGCUGAUUAAAGAAGCGAUACGGGUAACGGGAAGACAUGCUUAACGGUUGAACAAUAACGGUGUUAAUGCGCUGAGGCUGAUAAGUGGGCCAAAGGGUAAUCACAUUUGUAAUUUUGUAAUGAGAUUAAGGAAGAAUGUCUGCACCUCACAUGGGUGCAACUCACAAAGUCGUAAACAAGUAGGGUAUAAAAAACUGUGCAAAGUGUAAUUCGGCACUCAAUCUAGCAGGAGCUGGUUGGGUCCAACUCUGCAGACUCGAAAAAUAAAGUUUACCGUUCUGCAAAUUGCUGAGACUCAGUGUGUUUCUGACAACGUGGGGGCUCGUCCGGGAUCCACACUCCGGCCGCGGUGGACACGAGGAAGGACAUCGGAGACGGUGCACCCCGCCGAGUUUGGCGGUCCCUGACUCCUUGCUCGUCGCUCCAACGCGGCUUGAGCGAGUGAUAUCCGGACAGCGCAGAGCGGUAAACGGGGAGAAGGGGACAGUACCUGGUACUGGAAGUCCCCAGGACGCACCGGGUAAGUGCCUACUAUUAUAGUAGAAGGGUGCGGGAAUAAGUAAGGACGGAGAAGACCGGGAUCGCUACCCGGGGGUCCUCCUGAUAAAAGUCCUUGGGACGCACCGGGUAAAGUGCCUACUGUUGCAGUAGAAGGGUGCGGGAUUAAGUAAGAGCGGAAUAAGAUGGGAGGGGGUGGCUCUAAAAAGGAAGAGGAAACGGAGAGACCGGGACCAUACCCGGGGGUUCCUCCUGAUAGCCCCCUCGGUAGAAUGUUUGAGAAUUGGGGAUGUGGAAGACUAAAAGAGAAACAAAAGAAAAAAAUGAUACAGUACUGUUUAAUUUGGUCGAAACAGCCGAUAGAAAAACCUGCGGUCUGGUGGCCGCGGCUUGGGUCUGAGGAGGAUUGGGUACGACAAGCCUUAAACAUUUACGUUAAUUCAAAACCAAAUGUAAAACCGGAAGAAAUUGCUUAUGCUUUUUGUUGGGCUCCCUGGCCAGGAGUAACAACAAAGAGUUUUAAAUUGGGCAUUAAAGGGGAGCGGAAGUGGGACCCACUCGAUCAUUUACCCCCUCCCUAUGUCCAGCCUUCUGCGCCAAUUGCGGGAGCAGAGGGAGGACGUGAAGAAAGUGAAAAAACAGAAGAAAUAGACCCGGAGAGGGAUGUUAGGGAAAAAGCAAAAGCAAGGAUCGAAACAAGGAGUGUGACAGGAGCAGAUAAGAAAAAGAAAGACGAAUUAAAAAAGGAAGAGGUACAGCUGUGUCCCCUUCGAGAGGUUCCAAUGGGAGGAGAACGGGGAGGAACAGGAUUUGUAAACGUCCCUCUGACAAGUACCGAAGUACGAGGAUUUAAGAAAGAUAUGAAAACUUUAUUAGAAGAUCCGAUGGGACUGGCAGAACAGUUGGAUCAAUUCUUAGGACCUAAUGUUUACACUUGGGAAGAAAUGCAUGCGAUUAUGGGAACGCUAUUUUCUGCACAAGAGAGGCAAAUGAUACGACAAGCUGCAAUAUCAAUUUGGGGAAGGGAACAGCCGAAUGAGUUACCGGGGGACCGGAAAUUUCCAGUAAACGACCCACAGUGGAACAAACAAGCAGAAGAGAGAAGACGGCAAUAUCCCAUUGCCAUGGAAGGGAGGAGCGGAUUACAACCUGUAAUUGAGACAUUAGUAUCAGAUGGACUCCUGGAAGAAUGUAUGUCACCCUUUAAUACCCCCAUCCUACCGGUCCGAAAGCCCGACGGCACGUAUCGAAUGGUUCAAGAUCUGAGAGGCUUAAAUGCGGUAGUCCAAACACGAUACCCGGUAGUGCCUAACCCCUAUACAUUAAUGAGCAAAAUACCUCCUGAACAUGAAUGGUUCAGUGUGAUAGAUCUAAAAGAUGCCUUUUGGAGUUGCCCGUUGGAGGAAGGUAGCCGAGAUAUGUUCGCAUUUGAAUGGGAAAAUCCCUUCACUGGGCGGAAGAAGCAACUCCGGUGGACCGUCUUGCCCCAAGGGUUCACGGAGUCCCCAAACCUAUUCGAACAGAUACUGGAGCAAGUAUUGGCUGGAUUCCAUUGUACCGAAAAGAACCAACUAUUACAGUAUGUCGAUGACCUACUACUAUCGGGACCAGCAGAGGAGGUAGUGCGAGACGAUACUAUAAGACUCCUGAAUUACCUAGGAGAAAAAGGAUUGCGGGUGCCCAAGAAGAAACUGCAAUUUGUCGAGAAGGAAACAACAUAUCUCGGACACAGAGUCAGUAAAGGGCACCGCCAAAUAACCCCAGAAAGAAUAGCGGGAAUAACUAAAAUACCGCUUCCCAGGACAAAGAAGGAAAUAAGACAAUUUCUGGGCUUAGUGGGCUAUUGCCGGAUUUGGAUAGAGAAUUAUACCUCCCUGGUGAAGUUUAUGUACGACAAAUUGGCAAAGGAAGACCGGGGAAUAAUCAGCUGGACCGAAGAAGAAGAACAGAAGUUCAGGAAAAUAAAAGGGCAACUAAUUCGGGCCCCGGUAUUAACACUGCCAGCACUGGAAAAGCCCUUUCAGCUGUAUGCAACAAACAAUGAAGGAACUGCGUUAGGAGUACUAACCCAAGAAAAAGGAGGAAAGCGGCAACCUGUGGCCUUUUUAUCAAAAAUUUUAGACCCGGUAUCCCGGGGAUGGCCGACGUGCACACAAGCCGUAGCGGCAGCAGCCGUACUAGUAGAAGAAGCACGGAAAUUAACCUUUGGGGGAAGAAUGACGGUGUAUACCCAGCACUCCGUUAGCACCCUCUUAGCCCAAAAAGCUCAGCGGUGGUUGACGGACUCUCGCAUACUGAAAUACGAAACCAUUCUGAUGGUCGGGGAUGAUUUAAGCUUUGAAAAGAACAAUAGUUGUAACCCGGCACAGUUCUUAUACGGGGAAUCAACAGGGGAGGAAACCGAGCAUAACUGCGUGGAGCUAACAGACCUUCAGACAAAAAGUAGGGAAGAUCUACAAGAAGUUCCCCUAAUUGAAGGCGAGGAACUAUAUAUCGACGGCUCCUCCAGAUGCAUCAAUGGGGUACGACACAGUGGAUAUGCUAUUAUACACGGGAGGACUAGGGAGACGGUGGAGUCCGGCCGGCUCCCAGGUAAUUGGUCAGCCCAGUCUUGUGAACUAUAUGCCUUGCAGAGGGGACUGCAACUGUUAAGAAACAAAAUAGGCACUAUAUACACCGAUUCUAAGUAUGCCUAUGGAGUGGUACACACCUUCGGAAAGAUUUGGAAAGAACGGGGGUUGAUAACAGCCAGAGGAAGGGAAUUAGCUCACGAACAAAUGAUAAGCAUGACUCUGGAAGCUCUAACAUUACCUCAAGAAAUUGCAGUGGUUCACGUUCCAGGACAUCAACGAGGAACAGCCCCGGAAGCAAUAGGAAACCGGCUCGCAGAUGAAGAAGCCAAGCGGGCAGCAAUGGAAAAAACGGUCCGACUUCUAACCCUGAUACCAAUAAGGGAAGGGCUUAACAAACUACCAGUCUUCACCCAAGUAGAAAUAGACGCUAUGAGCCAGCUGGGAGCCCGACAAAUAUCAGAAGGCGAGUGGAAGACCCCCGACGGACGGCAAGUACUGAAUAAGGAAGUAACUCGUCAUAUACUGCAACAACUACACCAACAAAGCCAUUGGGGAGUGCAAGCUAUGUGCGACACUAUCCUAAGGGACUAUGUUUGUAAAGGGAUAUUCACACUAGCUCAACAGGAGGUGUGGGGCUGUUACAUCUGCCAAAAGAAUUGCGCAGGAAGGGGUUACUCGCACAAACCCCACCUCUGGACUUCGCACUCCACCGAACUCAGCCCGGUGACUGGGUCCUGAUUAAGACUUGGAAGCCAGAGAAGUUACAGCCGCAGUGGGAAGGCCCAUUCCAGGUGCUACUGACCACCGAAGCCGCAGUAAGGAAAAAGGAAAAAGGGUGGACCCACGCCGCGAGAAUCAAGGGACCCGUACAGCCCGAAGAAGGUGCAGAAUGGACUUGCGUCCAGGGAGAAGACCCGAUGGUGCUAAAGCUCAAAAGACGGACAGAAUGAACUUUGGGACUGUAAUGUAUAUACUGCUAUUGUUGAGAAGCGCUGAAGGGGGAUGUGAUAAGUGCAGGACGACGGUAAGGGUGGGCAAGACUGUUUUUCCGGGGUCCUUUGUAUCACACUCGCAUGUAAACGAGAAAUGUUAUGACUACAACAAAAAGGAGGAGUAUGUGGAAAGUUUAAUCUAACCAACUGCUGCUUAAAGAUAGAUGACAACGGAAAGGUGGUUCAAAAAAUAUCAGAUAAAAUAAGGAAACUGGCCCACGUGCCGGUACAGACCUUGAAGCCGCUGGGGUAUUGGGACUGGCUGGACAGAUGGUUGAAAGGAGGCUGGUGGCGAACCGCUUUAGGGGUUAUAGGAGGGGGAUUGAUGGUCCUCCUUCUGCUACCAUGUCUGAUCCCCUGCUUGCGGGAGCUAGUAGCUCGGGUGGCAAGACAAGUCAUGCAACCAGGGGCCCCAGCUGAUCUUGUUCAGGUACUCCUACAAAGGGAAAUAGAGCUAGAGGAAGAAGCCUAUGUAAACCCGUGGCAAAAGCCCAACUGAUAGCACAUUCUAAAAAGAAAAAGGGUGGAUUGAGAGAAAUGAUUCUUAAGGAGUCCAUUUAGAAUGUGCUGACACAGAAAGAACGUGCAAAGCAACUUGCAGGGCAACGUAUAAACCAAUUUGCAAAAUCAGGAUGAAACAAUAGCUUGCUGAUUAAAGAAGCGAUACGGGUAACGGGAAGACAUGCUUAACGGUUGAACAAUAACGGUGUUAAUGUGCUGAGGCUGAUAAGUGGGCCAAAGGGUAAUCACAUUUGUAAUUUUGUAAUGAGAUUAAGGAAGAAUGUCUGCACAGCACACGGGUGCAACUCACAAAGUCAUAAACAAGUAGGGUAUAAAAAACUGUGCAAAGUGUAAUUCGGCACUCAAUCUAGCAGGAGCUGGUUGGGUCCGACUCUGCAGACUCGAAAAAUAAAGUUUACCGUUCUGCAAAUUGCUGAGACUCAGUGUGUUUCUGACACUAUCCUAUCCUAUCCAGUGUUACAACUGAACCUGCACCGACCACUUCCACCAGGAACUCGUCCCACAUUCGCACCCCUCUCCGAGCGGCAUAAUUCAUUUCAGAUUCUCCUGAAAUAUUUCACCUUUCACUCUGAACCUAGUUCCAGUCUCACCCAACUUGAUGGGGAAAAGUCCUGCUAGUGUUCACUCUAACAAUUGCCCUUAUUUCAUAAUAGCCACCUCUCACUCAUUGAAACUGCAGAGAGCAGGGGAACAUUGUGGUUAACUUGUGCCACGACGGUGAUGGAUCUACGGUCCUAAGCACAUCAUCUACACUGGUGUGGCACAGCCUCCCCAAGGUUCCAUCCAGAGGAAUCUGUCUCUAGACUUCGUACAACACAGGAACAGGCACUCUUGCCAACACAUUGUCCAACCGUUACAGCUACCAGCAGCCUCGCUGAUAGAGCACAGACUAGUCUCAUACACAGGCCAGGGCUGUACCUGUUGAUUAUACAAAAGCCAACACAGUAAAUAUUGAUGAAUACACAGACCUGUGGGACCACAA